Molecule: messenger RNA, 785 nt
Organism: Neurospora hispaniola
Lineage: Eukaryota; Fungi; Ascomycota; Sordariomycetes; Sordariales; Sordariaceae
Exons: 3
Coding region: 110-478 (122 amino acids)
Biological process (GO): DNA-templated transcription; termination of RNA polymerase I transcription
Cellular component (GO): RNA polymerase I complex
Molecular function (GO): nucleic acid binding; zinc ion binding
Source: RefSeq, a predicted model, not a curated record
CUUCAAGUCCGGUCCCUUCCAAGCGAAUUGUUUACUGCGAGAAACAACAGAAAACUUAUCCAAACCGACGACAUCCAACCACACCCGACAAAACCAAAAAUAAACGACAAUGGCAGCCAUCGGAUCCCUCAUCUUCUGCACAGACUGCGGCAACCUCUUGCCCGUCUCCAAGGGCAGCGAAAAGAACAUUCUUCACUGCGAAUGCUGCGGUGCCGAAAACAGAGAUCGCCCCUCCAGAACCGUCGUGACCAAGUCCAAGCCGUCCGAUUUCCCCUCGCUUUUGCGCCAGAAGCUGGAUAUCGUCCAGACCGUCGUAAGACACGAGCUCAACACGGAGAGAAUCGACUCCAACACGGAAUGCCCCAAGUGCGGCAAGCGCGGUAUCCGUUACUCGGAAGUUCAGCAGCGAAGCGCCGACGAAGGCUCAACAAUUCUUUACAACUGCGACUGCGGAGAGAGAUGGUCGGUCAACAACUGAGUGCAAAGAUUGCCUGCUGCAAUUGGAUUUACGAACUUGGGAAUGCUGUUUAGGUCGCUUCGGUUUGGUCUGGAUCAAACGACAUAUAAUGAAACAGCUACUAGCACCAGCAUUGGCAAGCCGAGCCUUAGUGACGACGGCUUUGCCUUGUUACAACUGCUACAACUACAACAACGAUACCCCUUUUUUUGUCAGGACCGAAAAUCAGUCGCAUUGGUAUAUUCCUGAGAGAGAGAAAGACGCAUAAACUUUUUGAGAUACCUUUCCAUCCAUCCAUGAUUCGCCUCAGGAAAAAAAAAAAAAAAAA